AUUUCAACAACUUGGCUUUUAUCUAAUAAAGCCCCUCCCUCUCCCAUUUACCUUUAAAUAAAAUCGGAGGGAGAAAAACACAAAAACAACAAAAAUAUAGAAAAAACAAAAAAAAAAUGAUAGGAAAAGUUGUUGUCUCAGUGGCCUCCAUCCUUUUAUUAGUUGGAGUGGCCAUAGGAGUCGUUGCCUUCAUAAACAAAAAUGGUGAUAGUAAUCUGUCUCCACAAAUGAAAGCUGUUCAAGGAAUUUGUCAGGCAACUGCCGACAAAGCCUCAUGUGUCAAAACUCUCGAGCCGGUUAAGAGCGACGACCCAAACAAACUGAUCAAGGCCUUCAUGCUCGCUACAAAAGAUGCAAUAACCAAAUCGUCUAACUUCACUGGUAAAACCGAAGGAAACAUGGGCUCGAGCAUCUCACCAAACAACAAAGCUGUUCUUGAUUACUGCAAGAGAGUUUUCUUGUACGCUCUUGAAGAUCUUUCCACCAUUGUUGAGGAAAUGGGUGAAGAUCUUAACCAAAUCGGGAGCAAAAUUGACCAGCUUAAACAAUGGUUAACCGGUGUUUACAACUACCAAACCGAUUGUCUUGACGAUAUCGAAGAAGAAGAUUUAAGAAAGACGAUUGGAGAGGGCAUUGCAAGCUCCAAGAUUCUCACUAGCAAUGCUAUUGACAUCUUUCACACUGUCGUUAGCGCCAUGGCCAAGCUUAACAUCAAGGUUGACGAAUUCAAGAACAUGACCGGAGGACUCUUUACUCCUUCAAACAAAGGAGAUGCUCCCGUCAACAAAGGAACCCCUCCAGUUGCUGAUGAAUCUCCCGUGGCCGACCCUGAUGGUCCUGCUCGUCGUCUUCUUGAAGAUAUGGACGAGACUGGAACCCCAACAUGGGUUUCAGGUGGUGACAGGAAGCUCAUGGCUAAGGCUGGACGCGGCGGUAACGAUGGCGCUGCUAGGAUCAGAGAAACCUUUGUGGUGGCUAAGGACGGAAGUGGACAGUUUAAGACGGUUCAACAAGCCGUUAAUGCUUGCCCUGACAAGAACCCAGGCCGAUGCAUCAUCCACAUUAAGGCUGGUAUCUACAAAGAGCAAGUAAUCAUCCCUAAAAAGAAGAACAACAUCUUCAUGUUCGGAGAUGGUGCAAGAAAGACCGUCAUUACUUACAACAGAAGUGUUAAACUCACCCCAGGAACCACCACAUCCCUCAGUGGCACAGUUCAGGUUGAAUCAGAAGGAUUCAUGGCAAAAUGGAUCGGUUUCAAGAACACCGCUGGUCCAAUGGGACACCAAGCCGUGGCUAUCAGAGUAAACGGAGACCGUGCUGUGAUCUUCAACUGUAGGUUCGACGGUUACCAAGACACCUUGUACGUGAACAACGGUCGUCAGUUCUACAGAAACAUUGUUGUCUCAGGAACAGUCGACUUCAUCUUCGGUAAAUCCGCAACCGUGAUACAGAACUCACUUAUUGUUGUCCGUAAAGGAAACAAGGGACAAUUCAACACGGUCACAGCUGAUGGAAACGAAAAGGGUUUAGCAAUGAAAAUCGGUAUCGUCCUCCAAAACUGCCGCAUUGUUCCGGACAAGAAACUAGCGGCCGAGAGAUUAACCGUGCCGUCAUACUUGGGAAGGCCGUGGAAGAAAUUCUCGACCACCGUGAUUAUGAACACCGAGAUGGGUGAUUUGAUUAGACCAGAAGGUUGGAAGAUCUGGGAUGGGGAAAGUUUCCACAAGUCAUGUAGGUACGUUGAGUUCAACAACCGUGGACCAGGAGCUAUCACUAACAGAAGAGUUAACUGGGCUAAGAUCGCCAAGUCUGCAGCUGAGGUCAAUGACUACACUGUUGCUAACUGGUUAGGCCCGAUUAACUGGAUUCAAGAGGCCAAUGUUCCUGUCACACUUGGAUUAUAAAGCGUAUAAAUCAAAUCAAGUAAAAGAAUAACUAGUACGUGCUCAUGUAAAAGGUGAAAGUACAACGUCGUUUUCUAUAUGCGCGGAGAGAUGAAGUUGUGAAAGAUUUGCUUUUUGUUUGUCUCACGUAUGAAAGACGAGAAGAAACAAAAUUUAACAUUUGUGUUGUUUGGUUUUUAUUUUUAUUUCUAUGUUUUCGGAAGAUGAAAACUUGUCCGCUGUGUUGUAUCUA
Messenger RNA from Capsella rubella, 2136 nucleotides. RefSeq names its product pectinesterase 5. Bases 117 to 1904 code for a protein of 595 amino acids. Gene Ontology annotation, molecular function: pectinesterase activity; pectinesterase inhibitor activity. NCBI's taxonomy places the organism in Eukaryota, Viridiplantae, Streptophyta, Magnoliopsida, Brassicales, Brassicaceae. The record is from RefSeq and is a predicted model, not a curated record. The transcript is spliced from 2 exons. Gene Ontology annotation, biological process: cell wall modification.